CCCCAGAGAGCGGACUGAGGACUGAGCGGCGGGCGGGGGCGCUCUCGCCGCGUCGCGUCCUGCAAAAACCACCAUGGGAGUGUACAGGCUGCCCCUAUGCCCGCCCCCGAAGCCGCCCCCGAAGGAGUACGCGCCAUGCGGUUUCGGCGGCGACUACCAGUGGCUGUGCCAGAAGCCGCUGGCCAACAUCGACGCCUACAAGACGUCCUCCGGCGUGGGGCUGUACCAGAUCCACCCCAUCAGCGAGCGCUACGACCGCGUGCGGAGGCCACUGCCAUGCCACCUGGCGACGCGCGACGCUGCCGUGACUUGGGACCAGCACUUGACCACCACGGGCCUGGCCCACGACCUCAAGGAGCCCACCAAGGACCCCGCCACCUUCGCCGGCAACUACAUCAGCGCCGGCCGCAUGACCCUGGCGCGCAAGUUCGACGAGCACAUAAAGCACCGGCCGCACAACAGCAGCGUCGACACCUGUCCGGCCGCUUCCGUCACCAACUCGACGUACCUGCGGAAUGACGUCAUCCCCACGCUGGGGAAGCUCGUCGACCUCUCGCCCGACGUCGAGUGCCCGGUUCGCAGCGAUGGGCUCUCGGUGCAGCCGCUGGUGCCGCCGGAGGGCGGCGGCUUCGUGCGCCUGCUGGACCCCAUGGUGUCCACGUCGGCCAUGGACUACCACCCGCACACGGAGCGCCAGCAGAGCGACCAGGUGGGCCAGAAGAACGUGAUGACGUACUGGGACGCGGAGGGCUACCACCGCGCCCAGGGCUGGGGCUACGGGCCGCGCGACUCGGUGCGCGUCAGCUCGCUGCUGUCCACGCGCUCCGACCCCGACCCCGUCUACGACAAGGAGCAGUUCGCCCACCGCGCCGUGCACCGCCGCCUGCCCACCAGGGUGCCCGCCGUGCCCAACAAGGGCCUGCAGAGCGAGCAGCAGGCGUCGUUCCGGCUGCCGCUGGACGACUUCGUGUCGCACCGCUGGGGCACUGGCGGCGUCGAGUACCCCGUGGCGCUGUACGCCAACACGCUGUCCGAGCUGCUCGCCGUGCCCGCCAUGUACUGCCCCGAGAGCGCGCACUACGGCACGGGGGUGCCCGUCAAGACCAUGGUGGACACGGGGCCCGCCUUCCACGGCCUGCCCGUGCACCGGCCUUGCCCGCCCCGGCUGUGCAGUCCCUUCAAGAAGCCAAGGCCCUAG
Thrips palmi is the source of this 1198-nucleotide messenger RNA. RefSeq lists its product as uncharacterized. The record is from RefSeq and is a predicted model, not a curated record. NCBI's taxonomy places the organism in Eukaryota, Metazoa, Arthropoda, Insecta, Thysanoptera, Thripidae. The transcript is spliced from 7 exons. The coding region runs from base 74 to 1198 and encodes 374 amino acids.